AUGGCAGCUGAACUGCUCCAGCCCUGUGGAAUGAAGCCGGUGCGUCUCGGCGAGGCUGCGGUUGAUCUUCUGGUCGAAGGCGCCCGUAAUGGCACUAAAGGGGCUCAAGACAAUGUGUGUGGAGCCACGGCCACACUACUGCUGAUGUUACUUUGCCUGCUGCUGGCCAUCAGACACCACCGGCCAGAGAAAUCUCAUAUGCCGGGUCCUUGUUUCUUCCUGGGUCUGGGUCCUCUUCUCUCUUACUGUCGGUUCAUCUGGUCUGGGAUCGGGACAGCCAGCAACUACUACAACAGCAAAUAUGGAGACAUUGUGCGGGUCUGGAUCAACGGUGAGGAAACUCUCAUCUUGAGCAGGCCAUCUGCUGUGCAUCAUGUGUUGAGGAGAUCUCUGUACACCUCACGCUUUGGGAGCAAACUAGGUCUGCAGUGUAUUGGGAUGCAUGAACAGGGCAUCAUAUUCAACUCAAAUGUGGUGCUCUGGAAAAAAAUCCGCACCUUUUAUGCUAAAGCUCUAACAGGUCCAGGGCUUCAGAGAACUUUGGAGAUUUGCACCACUUCCACAACCACACACCUGGAUGAUCUGUCUCACCUGACGGAUGCUCGGGGACAGGUGGACAUUCUCAACUUACUGCGUUGCAUUGUGGUGGACAUUUCCAACAGACUGUUUCUAGGAGUUCCUCUUAAUGAGUGUGAUCUGCUUCAGAAGAUUCAGAAAUAUUUUGACACCUGGCAGACAGUAUUAAUCAAACCCGAUGUGUACUUCAGACUGCACUGGCUGCACAAGAAGCACAAGAGAGAAGCUCAGGAGUUACAGGACGCCAUCACGGCUCUGAUCGAGCAGAAGAAAGUUCAGCUGACACAUGCAGAAAAACUCGACCAGCUCAACUUCACAGCAGAGUUGAUAUUCGCUCAGAACCACGGGGAGCUGAGCGCUGAGAACGUCAGGCAGUGUGUGUUGGAGAUGGUGAUCGCGGCUCCAGAUACUCUCUCCAUCAGUUUGUUCUUCAUGUUGCUGUUACUCAAACAGAAUCCAGACGUCGAGUUGAAGAUCCUGCAGGAAAUGGAAACUGUUUUAGCUGGUAGGAGCCUGCAGAACUCACAUCUGUCCAGGUUAAACAUUCUGGAGAGUUUUAUCAACGAGUCGCUCCGGUUCCACCCGGUCGUGGACUUCACCAUGCGGCGGGCGCUGGAUGAUGAUGUCAUCGAGGGCUACAAAGUGAAGAAAGGAACAAACAUCAUAUUAAACGUGGGUCGAAUGCACCGAUCUGAUUUCUUCCCCAAACCGAAUCAGUUCAGUCUUGACAACUUCCAGAAGAACGUGCCGAGUCGUUUCUUUCAGCCGUUCGGAUCAGGCCCGCGGUCAUGUGUGGGAAAGCACGUCGCUAUGGUGAUGAUGAAGUCCAUUCUUGUGACGCUGUUGUCUCGUUUCUCCGUGUGUCCUUUGAAGGGCUGUACUGUAGAAAGCAUCCCGCAAACCAACAACCUGUCGCAGCAGCCGGUGGAGGAGCCCUCAAGCCUCAGCGUGCAGCUCAUCCUGAGAAACACUCUCUGAUUCACCAUAUCAUAUGUGCUCUAGUACACUCAAUGGUAUAGAAGAACCAUUUUUAGUUCCCCAAAUAACCUUUCAGUUCUUAAAAGAGGCAUUAUUUUUCUUAGUUUGAAGAAGAAUUUAAAAAUCUUAAAGGGUUAGUUCACCCAAAAAUGAAAAUUCUGUCAUUUAUUACUCACC
This is a messenger RNA of Megalobrama amblycephala (Wuchang bream), 1731 nucleotides long. RefSeq names its product aromatase (gene cyp19a1a). The transcript is spliced from 9 exons. The record is from RefSeq and is a predicted model, not a curated record. Bases 1 to 1554 code for a protein of 517 amino acids. Lineage: Eukaryota; Metazoa; Chordata; Actinopteri; Cypriniformes; Xenocyprididae. Gene Ontology annotation, molecular function: oxidoreductase activity, acting on paired donors, with incorporation or reduction of molecular oxygen; heme binding; iron ion binding.